Aspergillus luchuensis is the source of this 633-nucleotide messenger RNA. Its product is annotated as emp24/gp25L/p24 family protein. Lineage: Eukaryota; Fungi; Ascomycota; Eurotiomycetes; Eurotiales; Aspergillaceae. Gene Ontology annotation, biological process: Golgi organization; endoplasmic reticulum to Golgi vesicle-mediated transport; protein retention in ER lumen. The transcript has 4 exons. The coding region runs from base 1 to 633 and encodes 210 amino acids. The record is from RefSeq and is a predicted model, not a curated record. Gene Ontology annotation, cellular component: endoplasmic reticulum; endoplasmic reticulum-Golgi intermediate compartment; Golgi apparatus.
AUGCGCUUCGCAGCCCUGGUUAUCGGCCUCCUGGCCACCUUUGUUUCGUCUGUGGCUGCCACGGCCCUGACCUACCGCCUCGAGGCCAACGAGAAAGCGUGUUUCUACAACUAUGUCGACCAGAGGAACGUGAAGCUCGCUUUCUACUUUGCUGUCCAAUCCGGCGGUUCCUUCGAUAUCGAUUACUCCGUUGUCGGACCCGGCGAGAAGGUGGUCCUGGAUGGCACCAAGGAAAGACAGGGUGAUUUUGUGUUCACGGCCCAGAGCAUUGGCGAGUACCGGUUCUGCUUCAACAAUGACAUGUCGACCUUUGCGGAGAAGAUUGUCGAUUUCGAGAUCGCGGUCGAGAAUGAGGAACGCGCACAACUGCCCUCCCGCCAGGGUGCUAGCCCCGAGCAGGCCUCCGCUCUCGAGGAGUCGAUCUUCAAGCUGUCCGCUCAGCUCUCCACCAUCACCCGCAACCAAAAGUACUUCCGCACGAGAGAGAACCGCAACUUCAGCACCGUUCGUAGUACGGAGCGUCGGAUUUUCAACUUUAGCGUGAUUGAGGGCUUGAUGAUGGUUUCCAUGGCCGCACUGCAGGUGUUCGUUGUGAGGUUCUUCUUCCAGGGUGCUAGGAAAGGUUACGUGUGA